This is a messenger RNA of Cadophora gregata, 456 nucleotides long. RefSeq lists its product as uncharacterized. Gene Ontology annotation, biological process: translation. The transcript is spliced from 2 exons. Bases 1 to 456 code for a protein of 151 amino acids. Gene Ontology annotation, molecular function: large ribosomal subunit rRNA binding; structural constituent of ribosome. Gene Ontology annotation, cellular component: mitochondrial large ribosomal subunit; ribosome. NCBI's taxonomy places the organism in Eukaryota, Fungi, Ascomycota, Leotiomycetes, Helotiales, Ploettnerulaceae. The record is from RefSeq and is a predicted model, not a curated record.
AUGUCGCGCGCCAAACAAGCAACAGAUCAGAUCGUCAAGCUGAUAGUCGGCGCCGGACAAGCAACACCCAGUCCGCCCGUCGGUCCAGCACUAGGAAGUAAAGGUGUGAAAUCGAUGGAUUUCUGUAAAGAGUUCAAUGCCCGCACCGCUCACAUGACACCGGGAGUCCCAAUCCCCGCGCGCGUCACCGUCCGCCCCGAUAGAUCCUUCCACUUCGAUAUCCGGACGCCUACAACUUCCUACCUGUUACUGAAAGCUGCGAAUGUGCCGUUGACGAAGGGGAAGCUGAAGGGGAAGAGUGGGAAUGAGAUUGUGGGGACGAUUAGUUUGAAGCAUGUUUAUGAGAUUGCGAAGAUCAAGCAGAGUGAGUUGAGGUUGAGCGGGUUGAGUUUGGAGGGGUUGUGUAAGAGUGUUAUUAGCACUGCGAAGAGUGUAGGUGUGGAGGUUAAACCUUAG